Molecule: messenger RNA, 14968 nt
Organism: Pristis pectinata (smalltooth sawfish)
Lineage: Eukaryota; Metazoa; Chordata; Chondrichthyes; Rhinopristiformes; Pristidae
Product: misshapen-like kinase 1
Exons: 31
Coding region: 63-3905 (1280 amino acids)
Biological process (GO): protein phosphorylation
Molecular function (GO): protein kinase activity; ATP binding
Source: RefSeq, a predicted model, not a curated record
CUGUGGAGAAAGAAGCAGAGGGUCGCCAUGUCAAAACAGGGCAGCUUGCAGCCAUCAAAGUUAUGGAUGUCACAGAGGAUGAAGAAGAAGAGAUAAAACAGGAAAUUAACAUGCUGAAGAAGUACUCACACCAUAGAAACAUAGCAACGUACUAUGGCGCUUUCAUCAAGAAGAGUCCUCCAGGCCACGAUGACCAACUCUGGCUGGUUAUGGAAUUCUGUGGAGCUGGAUCUGUCACAGACUUGGUCAAAAAUACGAAAGGAAAUGCUCUGAAAGAAGAAUGGAUUGCCUACAUCUGUAGAGAGAUACUACGGGGCUUAACUCAUCUUCAUGCACACAAAGUUAUUCACAGAGACAUCAAGGGACAGAAUGUGCUACUAACAGAAAAUGCUGAAGUAAAACUCGUUGAUUUUGGUGUGAGCGCUCAGCUGGACAGGACUGUCGGAAGGAGGAAUACAUUCAUUGGUACCCCGUAUUGGAUGGCUCCUGAAGUGAUAGCAUGUGAUGAAAAUCCUGAUGCCACUUACGAUUAUAGGAGUGACAUUUGGUCUUUGGGAAUUACUGCAAUUGAAAUGGCAGAAGGCGCUCCACCUCUGUGUGACAUGCACCCAAUGCGGGCCUUAUUCCUUAUUCCAAGAAACCCCCCUCCUAGAUUGAAAUCUAAGAAAUGGUCAAGGAAGUUUAUAGAGUUUAUUGAGAACUGUCUGAUAAAAAAUUAUACACAGAGACCGUCUACAGAUCAGCUGCUAAAGCAUAGCUUCAUCCGAGACCAGCCAACCGAGAGGCAGGUACGCAUCCAGUUGAAGGACCACAUUGACCGGACCCGGAAGAAGCGUGGUGAGAAAGAGGAGACCGAGUAUGAGUACAGCGGCAGUGAGGAGGAGGAGGACAACGUUGGUGAAGAAGGUGAACCCAGCUCCAUCGUGAAUUUGCCAGGUGAGUCCACGCUCCGGCGGGACUUCCUCCGCCUGCAGCAGGAGAAUAAGGAGCGCUCGGAAGCCGUGAAGCGGCAGCAGCAGCAGCAGCAGAUUGCGCUGCCUCGCCGGGACCUGGAGGAGCGCAGGCGACAGCUCAUCUCCGAGCGGCAGAAACGCAUCGAAGAGCAGAAGGAGCAGCGGCGUCGGUUGGAAGAGCAACAGCGCAGAGAACGAGAGCUCCGGAAGCAGCAGGAGAAAGAGCAUCAGCGGCAGUUAGAUGAGAUGCAGCAGCUUCGCAGGGAAGAGGAGAGGAGACAAGCUGAGAGAGAGCAGGAGUACAUAAGGCACCAAUUAGAGGAGGAGCAGAGGCAGUUAGAGAUUCUUCAGCAGCAGCUACUGCAAGAACAGGCUCUGCUUCUGGAAUACAAGCGGAAGCAACUGGAGGAGCAACGGCAGUCCGAGCGGCUUCAGAGGCAACUGCAGCAGGAGCAUGCCUUCCUCAUGUCACUGCAGCAACAGCAGCAGCAACAGCAGCAGCUACAGAAGCAGCAGCAGCCUCAAGAAAAGAAGCAGCUAUAUUACUACAAUAAAAAUGUAAAUCCUUCUGACAAGCCAGCCUGGGCAAAGGAGGUCGAAGAACGCUCCAAAAUGAACCGGCAGAACUCUCCUGGUGCGAAGCCGAAGAUGGGGACCACGAUAUCUGAUCCUUCGCUGCAGUCCCUCUCCGAAUCUGUACCCAACAAUUCCACCCAGGCUUCACAGACGCCACCCAUGCACCGGCCUGUGGAGCCACAGGGAGCCCAGUCAAAGUUUCAAGUGGCGCACCUAGUUGCGCUGAAACCUUCUGUAGCGGUUCCAAGGUCUCAGUCACUCCAAGACCAACCGACUAAGAAUGUCGCUGCCUUCCCAAGCCAGGAGCCUGUGCCAGUGAAGCGUGGUGAGAUGUUGCGCCAGAACUCAGACCCCACCUCCGAGACUCCUGUGCUACCUCCUCGUGCCAACAGAGAUGACUCUGGACCGUGGGUUAAAAUGACUGAAGAAGCGCCACCAAAGGUUCCUCAAAGAACGACCUCCAUAGCUACAGCACUAAACAGCAGUAGUGCCCUGAUAAAUCGUCCAGGGCAGGCACCACGUGCAAGCAAUCCAGACUUGCGUAGGAUUGAGCCGGGUUGGGAAAGAGCAGAGAGUCUCCCUCAGAUUGGCCCCCAUCGAGUACUUGGGACUGGUUCAAUGGAGCGCAACAGAAUUACAACUUCCUCUCAGCCUGAAGGGUCACCGAUCCUUUCACAGGAUGCGAACCGUGGGAAGCCAGAGGAGAUACGAACUACCUCACGGCCCAGCAGACCUGCAGAUAUGCUGAAUCUGGGGAAAGACAUCCGUUCAGACGAGCUGCCUAAACCACCAGUUAAAGUGAUGGACUACUCUUCCUCGAGCGAAGACUCUGGCAGCACUGAUGAAGAGGACGAGGAAGGAGAAAAUGAGCGCCAAGAUGAGAAUCUAUCCAGCUCCGAUGGUUCCAGAUCUGGGCAAAACCGUACCAACGAUGGCGACACAGACAGCAUCAGCACAAUGGUAGUGCAUGACGAUGAAGAGCCCGCAGUGGUUGAAACUUCAGGCAACAGCUAUGGAGAUGGGACCAUGAUUGUUCAGAGGACCCCUGAGGAGGAAAGAAACGUCCAUCAUCCAGACAGUAAUGGUUUCACAAGUCACGUUAACCUGCCUGAUUUAGUACGGCAGAGUCAUUCUCCUACUGAUACCAAAGGCACUAAAUCUCAGCAGGAUGAUAGUAUAGCAGAGUUUCAGUCAAGAGGGUUGGUGAAAUCCCCUGGAAAGUCAUCUUUUACUACCUUUGUUGAUCUCGGAAUGUAUCAGAUGGGUGCUGGUGGGGAAACCAUACAACUCGCUGGGUUGAGUAUCAGUGACGUGAGUCGAAUAAACCAGCAGAAAAACGAGGACAGGAAGUGUUCGGUCGUGAAUGUUAAUCCAGCCAACACACGACCACACAGCGAUACGCCAGAAAUACGGAAAUACAAGAAACGCUUUAACUCUGAAAUACUCUGUGCUGCUUUGUGGGGUGUGAAUCUGCUGGUGGGAACAGAGAAUGGACUCAUGCUGCUCGACCGAAGCGGGCAAGGCAAAGUGUACAGCCUCAUCAGUCGCCGACGCUUCCAGCAGAUGGACGUAUUGGAAGGGUUAAACCUCCUCAUCACGAUAUCAGGUAAACGGAACAAGCUCCGUGUUUACUAUUUGUCCUGGUUACGGAAUAAGAUUUUGCACAAUGACCCAGAAGUGGAGAAGAAGCAGGGCUGGACCACAGUGGGCGAUAUGGAGGGCUGUGUGCACUACAAAGUGGUGAAAUACGAGAGGAUCAAGUUCCUGGUCAUUGCCCUGAAGAACUCUGUUGAGGUUUACGCCUGGGCCCCGAAGCCUUACCACAAGUUCAUGGCAUUCAAGUCAUUCACAGAUCUGCCUCAUAGGCCAUCAUUGGUUGACCUAACGGUAGAAGAAGGUCAGAGGUUAAAGGUUGUUUAUGGAUCUAGCACGGGCUUCCAUGCAGUUGAUGUGGAUUCUGGAAAUACCUACGAUGUUUACAUCCCAGUGCAUAUUCAGUCCCAUAUGGUGCCUCAUGCCAUUGUAAUUCUACCCAACACUGCCGGAAUGGAAAUGCUUCUGUGCUAUGAAGAUGAAGGAGUUUAUGUGAAUACCUACGGCCGUAUCAUGAAGGAUGUGGUGUUGCAGUGGGGUGAGAUGCCAACCUCUGUGGCGUACAUCUGUUCAAAUCAGAUCAUGGGUUGGGGUGAGAAGGCAAUUGAAAUCCGCUCUGUAGAGACGGGUCACCUGGAUGGAGUUUUUAUGCACAAAAGAGCACAGCGGCUAAAAUUCCUCUGUGAACGCAAUGAUAAGGUCUUUUUUGCCUCUGUCCGUUCAGGUGGAAGCAGUCAAGUUUAUUUCAUGACAUUAAAUAGGAACACAAUCAUGAACUGGUAAAAGGGACAACUUGUUGGACUACUGAAGCGUUGGAUACUGUACAUAAAUAUGACGGUGCAUUUUGUAGAUCAGAGAUUUAAGUGAGAUAUGAAGACCUUAGAGAGGUUUCUAUGGAACUCAGAAUGGAUCUCGUGCCUCAAAAGACAUUGUCAUGAAACUGUUGCUUUUCAGUUUUUAUUUGUCCUUCCCUCUUCUGGAUAACGAAUUUGACAGCUUGGCUGCAGUUGUGCCACCUAUCCAGCAUGCUUUACUCAUUUGAAGCCAAGGCUGCUUCUCUGAUUGACAGCUGAGCGCACAGAUCCAGUGUGCACUUGGUUGUGGUUGGGGUGAUGAAUAAUGGUUGGAUGAUUUGAAAUGAGCCACUGUUCUGAUUGGCUAGGGAGCACCGAAUACUAUCAGUUAACCCUGUUAUAAUGAACUCAUCUGUGUCAGUCCAGGCCAACUUCCUCGAUCAGAAAGUUGGGAAAAACAUGGGUUAAGUCCAGAUUGGUAGCUCGCUGUCAUUCGUGUGUGUUUUUUUUUGCCUAUUUUAGAAUAGAAUUAAGGUUUAAAAAGUAGUUUUUCCAACUUUUUCAUAAAUCCAAAUGUAGCCAAAGGCACAAAACUACAUGGUUUCUGUUCAGUCACAACUAAUUAGGGCCUUGAGAGGUGUGGGCGAUCUCCAUUGUUGAUUUGAGGGACCAUUGAUCUUAAUUGAGGACAGAUUCUGCCCCGGAGUAAAGUGAUUGUUGGAAACUUGUAUAAUCAGCACAGUGCACCAUUUUGUAUUGAGGGGCCAUCUCAAAAUGGCUCCAUGGUGUGCUUUGAUUGGCAUUAUUGGAUUGCACGUAGAUUAAUCAUAGUUGAAUUGAGAGUAUUUGAUGGCUUUUCCAAUGACUAAUGUAUCUCCAUCCUUUCAAGCUCUAAAGUUUGGCAGAAAUCGUUCACUGUCGUACAUCCAUCAUUAAGUCAAGUCUGUUGACUGCGUUCCCUUGAUUUUGAUACCUAAUAGCACAGAUGAGAGCAGCGAAAUGUACAAAAUUGGUCUUGCAGAAUUGUGGCCUCAGCGCAUUUCUCGAUUUUGAAACAACACCUUUCUUUCCAAUGGUUUCCAAAGCCUUUUUUAAAAAAAAAUUGAAUCCAUGUAUAUUUGUGCUCACAGGGUCAUUGCACUUGGUAACAAUAAAGAUUGCCACUCAAGACAAUGACAUCUGGGCUUGGGUGGAAGCAAGGAAAUGGUGAGAGGGGUAAUGAGAGUUGACCCAACGUCAGAUUAUAGAGUCCAGCUGUGUCAGGAUUGGGAACUCUUGUUACUGUGAUUCAGUUGCUGCUAUGUUGCGGACAGUCAGUUGGCUUUGAGAUGGCUGUCCCUAGUUUUCUGUGCUCUCUCACUGGAAGGUGAGUGUGUCCAGGCAUGGUUUUAAUGUUCCUUCACCCAUUUAAUUCCUAAAUCAGGCAAAGCUUUUGUGAGGACCUUGCAGGAAAAUGUAGAGGUCUCCCAUGUAAUUCAUCUUUUAUUUGUGAUCAGUUAUCUCCACACUGAUUUCAGAUACACCAGUCCCCUCAAGUUACAUAAUUCAAAACUGAAUACUACCUCAUUUGCCCGAAUCCUGUCUUUGGAGUUUAUAGAGAACCAUUCUAAAUCAAUUUAAGCAAUGCCCCAAUAUAUUGGUAGAACAAUUCCUGGACCAUGAUUCUAGUGAGCAGUGGACAGACAGAUAUUGUGUGGGGAAAGGAAGUGUCUGCUGUAAAGAAACCUGCCCCUAGGUUUUUUAAGAUGAAAUCAAAUCAUUGAAUUACAUUCUUUUUCUCCUCUUGUGAAAAUUAAUUUUAAAAUGUCAUUCCCUGGUGAAAAAGUGUUCAAGUACUUUCUUCCCCAGCUCUUUAGAGCACUGGUUUUAGUCAAUAAAUUAUCUUUUUUUUUGAAGUACAACUGUUAUUAACUUGAGGUGAGGGAGAAGGAAAGAAAUGCACGGUAUGUAGAUGAUUGCCAUUAAUAGAAGAGCAUGUCAGGGAAUAGCCGUUAAAAGGGUGGGAUGUUAUAAGUUCUAAACUCUCCUCAGCUGAGACCUGGUUGCUGUUUAUAUGGCAAGAUCUGGUCAUGGGUUUAAACCAAGUCAUCAAUAUUUCUUUCAUAAGCUAGUGUGUGAUCCCUCCUUGGAGUCUGAUCUUUCAUACAUUGAUUGCAAAUGUGACGUUGGCCGGACUUUAUCACUUGUGGCACUCAAGCCCUCAGAUCGGUCUCCUAAUUCUUCAGGUAAUGACCAAUCUGUACCUUAACACUUCCCCAUCUUUGCUUGGAUUUCCUGUGUGCAAAGCAAGCGUAUCCCAGAGUUUCCUUCUCCCUCUACCUGUUAGCAUAUCCGGCUGAGGCUCCUGAACCCUUCAAUUCAGCCCAUCUCCAGCUGCACUGAGUGGCCUCUGUUGCUUCACAAAGACCAUUCCUGAUGUGGAUCCCUUCACCCCUUUGAAAGAUUGGAGUUGCAAGCUGAAAAAUGGUUGCAUGGGUUCGGAUUAUCCUAAAGUCGGACUUCUCACUUCUGCUUUCAUUCCCUGCGUACAAUUCUGCUCAGUUUGCUGCCGUCGUACAGCUAGAGGUUAGGAGUCAUCUGCUUUCACACUCUGUAGAAUUGGCUAUUUGCUGUAAGUGUUUUGAUUAGUGUGACAUGUCUAUAGUGCCUUGUAUGAUUUGUUUCACCGGGGGCCACUUCUACAGAGGCAUUGGUAAUGGGACAUCUAAUUUAGCCGGAAAUGCAGUGGAUUAGGUUUAAGAUUGAUUCUGCUAUCAGUCGAUGACCAUGAAGGAGCUGGAAUCCACAGCUCCACUUAAAGGCUGUGCUGCCACACUCUUGUUUCAUGUUUGCUGUAAAUCAUAUUUCGCUGCUGCUUUUUGGCUAGAGAAUUGACUUGGGUUUUUUUCUUGUUGAUUUGGCUAUUAUUAAACUAGUUUGAAAGUAAUGUUACAGUUUAAAAGUAAUGUUUUCAUGCUCUGAGCUGUCCUUCUGCAGGGAAUGUGUACACAGUGGUGUGUUAAAAUAUGAGGUUCGGAUUUAAUUAAUUUUACCAGAGUCCAUGUACAUAUACUGUAUGUCUGGAAUUUAUCCUUUAAUAAAAUGUUACAAUGGAAUAAAGUAACUGAAUGGCAGUGAGCUUCAGCAAUACACUCUCAGCAGCCUUUGUCCUGGGAAGAUCCUUUGAUGCAAAGCUGCAAGUGGUGUCUGCUCGAACUCACCCAAACCCCAUGGUUAUUAGAUUAGUUUGUCACAUGAACCAGGAUACAAAUAAAUUCCUUGUUGGCAGAACAGUAUACAUCGUAAUAAUAAAUACCACAACAAGAGCAAAACAGCAGAAUAGUGCAAAGAUUGUCAUGCAGACUGAAGUAGUACAAAAGGAAAUGUUCCCAAUUAGAUUAUUUUGCCAUGACUUCCAUUGAUGGGAUGCUUUGACGUUACUUCAGGAAGACUUAGUUUCUUAUUCCAAGCAACGUUUACAUUGCAGCAGUCUUCAGUGUUCUGUACUUGAGUGAAAUGGCAGUGUAUCCAAAUGCUCAUUCUAUACUCAAGAGCCACACAAAGUGUGCAGGAUCUUGACCUAUUGCUCCAGUAACCUUUAUAAUGUAUAUAAUCCUUGUAUCUAAACAUGGAGCACCAAUGACAUUUGGUUUACCACAGGCAGAUCGUGCUGGGAAUAUUCAGCAGGUCAGGCAGCAUCUGUGCGGAGAGAAACAGAGUUAGCAGUUCAACCUGACGAAAAGUCAUCAACCUGAAAUGUAAAAGAUUUCUCUGUCCACAGAUGCUACCUGACCACCUGAGUAUGACCAGCAUCUUCUAUUUUGUUUCAGAUUUACGAACGUGUGCAGGAUUUUGCUUUUGGAUCACUAUUUGUUUAGUGCCCAGUUUUUCUUGCAAGUUUGUGUGGGUGAGCCUAGGAGGACCCUGCUCAGCUUGUACCUAGCUCUGUGAUAACAAAGGGAUUGGUGGAGGAAGGUGUGGGAUAGUGUGACUGGGUAAAAUCUACAAGUAUUGGGACUACCUCCACUACUGAGGGUAGCAGGUAUAAUUGUUCAUUUGGCAGAUGGGAUUAAGCAAUUGUUUUGGCACAACAUUGGAAACUUCCUGCACUGCGAAGAGAUUCUAAUGAUCUUUCUGUCUGCUGAAAUUUCAAUUGUAUCUAGUCAAUCUCCUGUGUGUUGCACAGGGACUUCAGGCUUGCAGUGAAGCCUCAGGAAGAAAGUGGUUAAUUCAAGCAAGGUGUGCUGCCGUAAUUCAGAUACUACUAAAAUUCAUUGAAAUGAUCUUAUUUUCAUUCUAAAAAUUCUAGCGGAAAUUGGCUGUGUAAACUUGCUGCAGUGUAACAGCAGCCUCCUGGAUGCAGAGUUGACAGAGGUUCAAGUCUCAUUUCUGUGACAUUGCUAAUGUGCCCUGCAAUAAAUUACAAAGUGAACUGGCGGUAAAGGUGCAGUGCUUCAGGGGGUGCUCAUUACAAAAUGUAUCCAGCGAGCUUGCCGUGAGUCACACAUCUUUCCCCAGUUCUGAUGCUCAUGGUACAAUAAGUUCACUGGGAGGAACCUUCUCGUAGAUAAUUAUUUCCUUAGAUAAUUAUGGUCCUGAAUUGAUUUCUGCACGUGAUUCGGGUUUUCAAACAUAUAUUGACCAGUGUUUAACAUCUCCAUAUGCAUGUAUUUCCCAAAAGCCCAGCAAUGUGACAGUGUGCAGAGGUAAAAUAUUUACUGUAAAACAGUUGUAUUGGGCUCAUGAGCUUCCUGUCCCAACUUCGGGAAGAGAGUUGGCAUUAUUUCUUUUAAACUUAUGACAUUUGCCUCAGCGUGGGAUCCAUCACCUGCUUCAGAAUGAAAUGUAGGGGGGAGAACAACAAAAAAGAGAUCACAAGUUAAAUGUUGUACUAACUACUCACACUGACUGCUAAUUUAUUUGACCAAAAUCACUAUUUCAGAACACAAUGUCAUGGCAGUCACUGAACUGUAUUCUAAUGGGUGAGGUUUUCCAUCUAACAAUUGGAAUUUUUAAAAACAAAAACUGCAGUAAACCUGCAGGGUGAUUCUUUCACUUGGCUCCAGUGUGAGGAUGCUAAGAUAACUGAGUAAUAAUCUUUGUCCAUUUAUCUGGAAAAGUAAGGAGGUGGGGCCAAGAGAAGAUUGAUCUCAGCUGAUGCAGAGGAUGUUGGACCAGUCAGCAGCUCUCGGUCCUCAGCUGUGUAAUCUUAUCCCUAAAUGGAGAGACGAGAGAUGCAGGAAUCUGGAGCAACCCACAAAAAACAGGAGGAACUCAGCGGGUUGGGCAGCAUCGGUGGAGGGAAAUGGACGGUCGCUGUUUCAGGUCGAGACCCUACAUCUGGACUGGAUUCAUUUCCCUCCAUAGAUGCUGCCUGACCUGCCAAUUCCUCCAGCAUUUUGUGUGUUAAUCUUUUCCCUAAACCACCUCUUAGAUCUUAUGUUUCCACCUUGUAGUCUAUUUGCAAGCCCUUGUAAUCCAAGUGAUGACUGGUGUUUAUUUUUAGGCUGAACUUGCCCUCCUUAAGAUGGUUGUGUUGUGUGGCAGCACCCGAUUGUAAUGACUGCAGUCCAUUGUAGUAACAACAUGUGCACUAUGCUGACUCCAAUGUACAAGUUGUGCUGUUUGACAUCUGAGUGGUUUCUCUAUCUAAUUUGGUAUCAAAAUCAGGGCUCUUUGGUUGUUGGGCCUUGGGAAACUGUGUACAGCUUUGACUCAAAGAGGAUGUGUUCUAUUUAAAUGAAAAUCUCUUUAUUUUUACUCUUGUAAAUAGUUUUGAAUGUUAACCAUAUAUUUUGGGGUAAAAAUGUUGUGUGAACUAAGUUCUGUUUUAGCAACAAACAAAAAGGCAUUAAGACAAUCGAGAGAAGAUGAGUGUUUAGCUACUGUAUGUACUCGUAUGUAGGUUUCAUGCACAUUUAAGACCAGGUUUGAUGUGGAUGAGGGGGGGCUCACUGAUAUCUCUGCUUACCUGACUGUCGGUGAUCCAUAGAGGUCCAAAGAUUUUGACUGAAGACCGAAUUACUUGCUGUGUCCACUGCCUCGUGUGACUUGGGUCAUUAGUUUACAAUGAAUAUUAAGCUAUGCGCUGUUCCAUUGUGUGGAUCGCUAUUAUUGUAAUUUGGGCUAUUUUUGAGUGACUAAGUGGCCUGAAUGCACAAAAGCUGUUUGGAGCUAGUACCUAUGGGCUGACACAGUGCUUUGGAGUAAGGCAGUUUAGUGAUUUGGCAUUCCGUGGUUCCACCCAUUUCCUCCCACGACCAAAGUGAAGCUACUUCUCUCUCCUCUGAAAGCUGUCCUUUCCUGCCCCUUAGCCCCUAGGCUCAGAAACUCGGGGCAGGUGUGCAGCAGGAAGUUUGAAGUUCGCUUCAUUUCUUUCCUGCAUAUGUUGAGGAUUCCUCUUGAUCUUGUCCUUCCACACAUUGACACCGCUGAGGCCUAUCAGCAGGUAUUCAGUCUGCAUGCAGCAAUGUGAUUGAACAGAAGAGACUGCAGAUGCUGAUAUCUGGGACAUAAACACUGGAAGAACCUAGUGGGUCGAGCAGCAUCUGUGGAGGCAAAAGGUGUAAGUCGGCAUUUCGGGUCCAGAACCUGCAUCGGGAAAGAGAGGGGAAGAGGAAAGAUUGUCAGUGUUAGCAAGCAGAAAGAGGCUGAUAGGUGAGACCAGAUGGGAGGAUGUGAUGGACAGAUGGAACCAGGUGGGGAAGAGGUGGGACGACUCUGUGCCACUGGGGAGAUGUGACAGUCGCCAUCCAGGCAUGGGCAGAGCUCCAAGAGGUUAAAAUGAAGCCCAGGAUUCAACAUUGCUUUAAUUAAAGAACAGCUCUGCCUCACGCCCUCAGUGGUUUUGACCUGUGGGUGCAGUGUUGCUGUCAGGCUACCUAUUGUCAGUUGCUGUUCUUGAAAUGAAAGAUCAGACAUUAACUUGCUGAUCUGGAUCAAAAUGUUUUUAGAACAAAUAAAAUAUGCCCUGAUUAACUUCUCUGGUCAACACAUCAAAGGAUAUCUAUUCAGUGUUGCAUUUGUUCGUUCAAUUAGAAGAGUUUAGAGGCAAAGCGAUUAUUCCUUCCUUCCCCCAGCUCCUGAAACUAAAUCCUUGCUGAACCCCAAUAACCACAUCGACUGGAUCAUUUCCAUGGGAUGUCAUCUGUAAACACCGUCUUCAACCUGAGCUGUUAACUCUGUGUCUCACUUCACAGAUGAUGAGUAUCAUCUACUUCUGUUUCCGAUUUCCAGCAUCUGCAGUUUUUGUUUUGCUUUUCAGUCAUUCCCGGGAAAAGCUUCUUCCCUGGGCAAAGGUCUCAGGAUCUGAAUGAUGUUGGAUAUGAAAAACUUAAGCGCUACUGAUGGCUGUUAGUAGGAACCAGCUGUGAAAUGCAAGUGGCAAGUUACUAACCUUGGUCAGGGCACCAAAUGGAUGUUGUAAUUCUCCUGAAUGACCCCAGACGAGAGGGAGAAUGUGUAGGAUUCCAAUAACUUUGUUCUUGGAAAAAUAAAAGUUAAUGAAGCAAGCAUAGAGUUAUUUUCUAAUCUUCAAAGUUUUAAUUUGAUGGUAGUUUUUAUUGGAAGUAAUAGCUGUUCAUACAAAGGUUAAUCUAAGAACUUUCCUUGAUCAAGUUUGUACCAGGAAAAAAAGGUGAUUCUCUCACACUGUCUUGUCCUCGUUCUGUUGAGAACCUUUGUCAAAUGAGCUAUUGUAUAUGGUAUUCUUUUUAAUCUGCUGCUUUAACCAUCAUGCCAUACAAGUUCUGAAUAGAGAACAACCACUUAUCAGUUUCUAGGGCUUGCAGUCUUAUUAACUGUUUUUUUGGGGGGUUUUAUACCGUAUCAAGGCUACAUCCAGUCCUGCUGACAACUUAAGUUCCUUUCUCCUGACAUCUUGGACAUUAAGCAAAGCCGAUUGUACAUUCUGAGUAGGGCCAAGUUAACAGCUCGUAUCCGUAGCUAAGUAAUCAGAGGUUCUUGUCUAUUAUUUCAGCUGUGCUUAAAAUCAAAAGAUCACGUCAAAAGUCUAAAAUCCUUCACUGGUUCCUAUCCUUGGUUGAUAUCCAUUGAUCUAUGCAGGCAUUGAGCAAGAGCAGGAUCAGACAGGAUUCUUUAGUGCUAAGUGUUGCUCUCCUGUAUAUCUGGACUUGGGCAGGAAUAAUCAAAUCAUUCAAGGUGUUGGAGGCGAACAUAAACUGAGAACAUUGAACUCCAAGUAGUAGUAUCUUGAGAGGAUGGGAGAAAAGUGAACCAGCAGGACGUGAAAGGUUCAUGCAUCAUUCGGUUACUUGCCCACCUUUAGUAAUGAGGAAGACAGUAAAUGGGAGAAGUGCUGUUGGGGACUCCAUCUGAUGAAUCACCUUAGUUCAUGAAUGCAAAAGCAACACUGAGUGUCCAUCCUUAUUAACGACAGCAAAAGCUAAUAGAAGCAAAUAAAUAAUCUCUAAAGAGCUGAUAAAUGUGAACAGUUUGAAAACUACACUGGGUGCUCCACCGGAUAAGCAUCAUCAUAUUUAAACAGUUGACCCAAACUCUUGGCGCCCAUGUUAAAUUGUAUGUGCGUGCAUAGAGUGCAACGAUACAGCUGUCUCAUUCGGAGCCAUUAAUGUGCAAUCUAAUGUUGUGGAGUCUUGGUUUUUUUAUCUAGUUCUAAUUAAUGUUUGCAAAAAAAAACUGACAAUCUUUUUUUUCUUUCCCAAAGGAAUGUGUUUAUUUUAAAUGCCAGUGUAAUGCAGGGGGAGGGGAGCUAAAUGGAUUGUGGAAGGUUGAUUGCAUGCUGCAGAACCUAUGAGCUCCAAUAUCAUUGACAAUAUGGCUUCUUGUUUCUCAGACUCUUGGUGUCUUUGCAGUAAGAUGAGUUACUCUCAAACCGAACCAAGCAUUGCUGGUGUCUGUACAGCACGUUGUACUUGGGAUAGACUGGUACACGGGUUUUCAGCAUGGCCUUGCUUUUUAAUUCCCAGGCAAGCAGGGCACUGGAGAUCUGCCUGUAAAAGCCAUCGGAGUUUGCCAGCUUGCCUGAAGUGUUUUCCAAUGGGCCAGUUUUCUGAGUAGGAAGGCCAUUGUACCUGUGCGAACAGUAAUCGUUCUUGCCUCUGCACCUUGACCUGUUGGCGGAAUGAUUUACAAAAUCAUUUGUUUUUUAACCCCUACUACCCUGCCCCAAAGUUUCAACCUGCUGAGUUCCUGAGUUUUUUUUUUGCUUAAUGACAUACCAGUAGUUCUUUGAAUCCCAUCAAAAUCCUCAAUUAAUGCUUUGCAGAUUCGAACAGUACUAUUUGGUAUUUCACUGUAGCAGACCGAAUGGAUUCCCUAAUUGCCUUCAAGUUGUUCCUCAGUCAAUUCCCCUCAAGGCAGACAGCAAGUCCCCAGUCAAAGUUGUUUGCGUCUGCUGUGGCCAGUGGGUAAUGCUGCUGGUCUUGGCUGUCCAGUCAUUAGCAGGAGCCUCCGAGUUGCAGCUGCAAAACCUGGAGAGAUGACGGUGGCCACGCAAGGCGUUGGAGGCCAUUGGCCAUCCAACAGCUCGUCACGUGACUUGAUUUAAAUUAGGAAGAGGAAUCGCUGAUAAGACUUAAGAUCAAAGUAAGCAGAUGCUGGAAAUCUGCAGUGCGUCGGAAUACACGUGGGUUUCCCCCGGUUCCCUCCCACAUCCCAAACAUGUGCAGGGUCGGUGGGUUAAUUGGCUGCUGCAAAUUGCCCCCCUAGUGUGUGUGGGUGAGUGCAAAACCUGGGGGGAGUUGAUGGGAAUGAGGGGAGAAUAAAACGGGAUUAAUGUCAUUGGCUGGUUGAUGGUCAGCACGGACUCGGUGGGCUGAAGGCCUGUUUCUGUGCUGUAUCUCUCUGUGACUCUGCUGGAUGCGAGGUCAUUGGUCUUAAAUGUUUCUCUCAUCCUGGAUCCCGCCUGACGUGCUGAGAAUUCCCGGUAUUUUCAGUUUUUUACCCAGAUAGGCUGGUGAGUUGGAGAACUUUAUCACUGCACAUUCACACUCUGAGCUGUGAGACUGUGGAGUGGCCACUUGAGAUUUUGACUCCCCACCCCAUCCCAAACCCCCAAAUUAUUACCCAUUUGAGAAGCAAAUGGUAGAAAAUGGUGCAGUUGCCAAGACAAAAGAUAUUGAAGCUUUGUGGAGUCGUACAUCACAAGAACAGGCCCUUUGGCCAACUGUCUGUGCCGUCCAUCAUACCUAAUAUACUGAUCCUAUUUCCAAGCAUUGCCAUGUUGUUUCCAGUCUUUCUCGAGGUAAUUAAAUGCUGGGAGUGUCCCUGUCUCCACCACAACCUCAGACCAUGUUCCAGACUUCAACCGUCCUCUGGGUGAAAAAUUCAAAUCUCCUACCCUCUGUUUAUAGACACUGCUGCUAAUCUGCCCUUGCUCGUAUUUUUGUACACCUCCAUCAGGUUCCCAUCCCCCUUGGCCUUCUCUGCUCCAAGGAAAACAAGCCCAGCCCAUCCAAUCUCUCCGCGUGGCUGAAACGCUCCAUCCCAGGGACCAUCCUGGUGAAUCUCCUCUGCACCCUCUCCAGUGCAGUCGCAGAGAGUGUUUGUGAGAAAAGGGAGCCCUUUUACCUCCAGUCACAGCAACGCCGAGCUCAGUUUACCCCCAGUACCAGUCUGUUCCGGGUUUUUUUUAAACCCUUUCCAAAUGUUGGUCAAACUUUUUUCUUUAAACUGUGUGUUACUUGCCUUAUGAGGGGUUUUUAACUCUCUUUGCACCAGAGAAUGGAGCAUUCAUAGUUUUUGUUUGGUUUGUUCCACUACAGGGUGACUGCCAGCUGCUUGGGUUUGCACAGUGAGGUGGUUCUCUUCUGUUGGUAUCUGUGCUAUAAAACAUUGGCUGGCAUCCAUUCUGUUGGCGGAUUGAACGUCUGGUUUUAAUCUGUGCCCCUGGAGCACAGAUUUGAUUUGAUUUUUGCCCUUCACAGCCCAUUCAUACUGACUGCCAUUAAAUUGAAGCUUACUGUUCAAACCCAAGAGAGUUAAAAAUCCCAUGUAAGAUAUUCUUGUCUUCAAUGAAUGAAUGUAUCUUGUUUGACAUAAUUUAUGGUUGGAAAGUUUUCUUUUUGUUGAAAAAUAAAUUCUGCCCUCUGA